Molecule: messenger RNA, 2979 nt
Organism: Phragmites australis (common reed)
Lineage: Eukaryota; Viridiplantae; Streptophyta; Magnoliopsida; Poales; Poaceae
Exons: 5
Coding region: 546-2741 (731 amino acids)
Source: RefSeq, a predicted model, not a curated record
AUGUGUAAACCUAGUACCAUGCUCAGUCUACUAUAUCUAUAUAUAACUUCGUAUUUAUUGUUUAAUUUAUUGGAGUUGCUCUAGAUGAAUUCACUUGAGUUUUGUAUUUUACUUAAUCAAGAUUAGUACCGGAUCUAAGUAUAAUAAGACAAGAUUAAGAUAUAUUGUAACUAUAAUAACCAUGUUUGUAGACUAACUCUUUUGUUAAAGGGAAAAAAAUGGCGGAAGUUUUCAACUACCAGCACCCGCCAUCCGGGCAGGCCGCCACUGAUCGGAAUUUAACCGAAACCCCCCUCGCAUUUCCUCUUCAUCACUUCCCCAUUCUUAUUCCCGUUUCUUUCCAAUAACCUUCCAGAACUCCAAGCCUCCAGCCCUCGAUAUUCCGAUACCAAAACCUCCCGGAUUGCCGGCUGCAGGCGUCCUCGUCGUCGUCUGAAUCCAAGACAGGCGGGAAGGUAAAGCAAAGCUGAAGCCUUGCUCCUUGUUUAACAAGGGUGGUGCUCAUAAGGAACCACCGCUCUUCUUUGCUGGCGGGCUAACACCAAAUGGCCCAGCUGUUGCAGCAUCAGGAGUCCGCGCUUUAUGGCAAGGAAUUACAAGGGUGCCGAUGGGGCAUUCUUCAGUUCUUUGGAUUUCGCCGUCGCCUGUGGUCCACAAAGAUGCUAUCUGACAAGAAACAUGGUCAGGGGAAAAGCGGUGGUGGAAAUAGACGUCGAAGCUCCUAUGCUCCAUUGAAAAACGAAGACAGUGGCAUCGUGGACGUUGAAAAAAACACUGAAGUUACAAGAAAACAGAAGGCCUCAAAAAAGAGUUCUGGUAAAGCUAGUUUGAGGUCCUUGAUUCUAAGGAAAUUAUAUGGAAGCGAAGGUCAGAAAGAAAAGAUGCUUCCUGUUGCACCAAAGCUACUGCGCACCAUUUCAAUACACUACCUGGAAAGCAAUGAAUAUGUUCUUGAUGGUGAAGCCACUUCCAGUGGUGAUAGUUCUUCACACAGUACUACAUUGUCAAUGCAAAAUGCUACAAAUACAAACUUCCACCAUGGUACAUCUAGCACCCCAGAUGGUUGUGAUAGUGAUACAAGUUCUUCAUUUCUCAUAAAGAGAGGCCAAAGCCGUGUGAAUCGAAAGAGCCACCGUAGCAUUUCAAUGGAUGGGGUUCUUCAUAAGGUCCCUUAUGGAAAGGUGUCUGGAGAUGUAAUCAGCGAAGAGCUUCCCCGAUCAGCCUCUGCCACAUAUGAUAGGGAUGGACUGAAACCUUACAUUGGUCCUGCUGCAAAGAGACAUGUAAAUCAAGCUUUUCGGCGUUCACGUUCCCUCACUGAAUCAUUGGAAAGUUACUCUCGCUUACUUGAUUCCAUUGCAAGUAGUGAAUCCAAAAGAAUGCUGACAAUCUCGAAGUCUACUAGGGAUCAUUCUUUGGUUGACCCUGGUGUGAAGAGUUCAUUUCAAAGAACUUCUAAUGCUGAGUUCGAUGAAAAUCUAGUAACUCCAGAAGAUGCCUUGGCAUCACAUGUUUCAGAGAAAAAUGAUGUUGAUGGGGAUGUAAAAGUUGCUGUGGAUGAGAGCUCUAGUGAUGAAAUUGCUGGUGGCUCUGGAAAUCUUUCUUUAUUUGAAGAGUACAUCAGUGACAAAAAAUGCGAUGCUGCAGUAUCGACUGAAGCUGACUCAUGUGCUGCUCCUUCACCUUCAGAAGUUGUUGAUAUCUCAGAAGAACAAGCAGCAACAUGUGAUCAUAGCAACCAGGUUUUCUCAUUAACUGAAGUCGAUUUGGGUGAUGCACGUUCAACAUCAGAAGAAGUUGACAUUCCAGAAGAACACGCAGAUAUUCGUGACAAUGGUCGGAUCCGGUCAUCAACAGAAGUAGGUUCAUGUAAUGCUCUUCCUUCAAAAGACGACAAAGUUGCAGAAGAACAUACAACAAUUUCUCAUGACAAUCAAAUGCACUCAUUCCAUAUUUCAAAACCAAUAGAAGGUACCUUUUGUGUUCCUGAUUCCAGCCACGAAUUUGAAGCAGACAUAAGUAUAAGCUGUAAACAAGAAACUGAAAGUCCAAAUUCUGUUCUUGACGUGGCCUUCUUAGAUGAUCCUGAUAGUCCGGUGAAACGUACACCACUGGAUGAUACAUCGCUGAAGCCAAGAAUUCUCCAUUUAAAUGAUGCUGAAGUUUCAAUUGGCAUUGAUGUUGUACAAGAAAGUGAUUUUGAUGACUUAAAUGGUCUGAAAAUAGAUACAACACACAAAGUCGAGUUGAACUAUGUGAAGGACUUAUUCAAGAAGUCUAGCUUCAGCAAUGAAAUAAUGUUUGAUGAAUGGUAUUCUCAAAACAUUACAGCUCUCCAAGAAGAGGAGUGCCAACACUACGAGGCUGCUGCAGCAGCAUUUGACUUCACUGAUAUGUCUGCUGAUCAGCUACUUCUGUUUGACUUAACAAACGAAGCACUGCUUGACAUCUACAAGAAAUAUUCUGUUUGUAAGUCUAAACUCUCUUGGUUCUCAUCUUUUGAUAAACCAAAACCUGUGGGGCACCUUGUCCUCAAGGAAUUAUGGUCUAAAGUGAGCUGCCGAUUGGAAGAACAAUCACGGCCCAGCAUAGAAGUCGACAUGAUUUUGUCGAGUGACCUAGCCAAGAGUGAUCGCUGGAUGAAUUUUCAUAGAGACGCUGAUCGUCUAGGGAACAAGUUGGCAGACUUUGUAUUUGACAAGCUUCUGACUGAGCUCAUUCUUCAGCUUGCAGAGUUUUGAAUUAGAUAGUUGUUUUGUCCCCUUUUUUAAGUUUGGGAGUUUUAUAUUGUGCAGAUGCAUGGGAUCAUUCUAAUGUACAUAUUACAAAUUCUUUUUGUUUUCACUUGAGGAAAACACAAUCUGGGGAUCGUUGUUAGGUCUUAUGAAUUCAAUUCAUGUUCUUGAAAGUUUUGCCUGUUGAGUACUAGUAUAAAUGAAUGAAGGAGAAAUUGUUUUGCACUACUAUUUGGAUGUAUAA